AUGCCCGACAAGGGGAAGGGGAAAGCAAAGAAGAAGGCACCCCCGAGGUGGUCCAUGUGCCCGAAGCUACACGACGGUGUGUCGCGACUGCUGGAAGAGGAGGAUCUUUUCUUCGAUUUUCACACGGCGGAUGACGCCAAGAACUGCGUCAAGGACUACGACACCAACGUGAUGGGCAGGUUCCCCUGCCGCAACCCAAAGUGCUCUUCGGACGGCUGGUCAAGUAAGAGGAUUGCCGUUACGAUACGGAUGUAUGCCGGGGCUCAGUACAACGUCCGCGUGUACCACCAAUGCUGCUUGCAGUGCAACCGCCUCAGCAGGCCCGUCCUGGACAGUUCAUCAUAUGCCGAGAGGACGGCGUACCGCCUCAAGAAGUGGUGCGGAAUCCAGAUGGAGGCGCCCCCCUACAACGAAGGUGAGGGCCCACCCCAUCACAAAAAUCUUUGCGAGGGAUGUAAAGCCGGUCAUUGUAUCGAGCUCCGCUAUUGA
Hirsutella rhossiliensis is the source of this 489-nucleotide messenger RNA. Its product is annotated as zinc-binding domain-containing protein. The record is from RefSeq and is a predicted model, not a curated record. Bases 1 to 489 code for a protein of 162 amino acids. The transcript has a single exon. NCBI's taxonomy places the organism in Eukaryota, Fungi, Ascomycota, Sordariomycetes, Hypocreales, Ophiocordycipitaceae.